UCCGGCGAAGUCUUUUAUCUUUAUUUUACCGUUCUCAAAGUCAUAUUUGCAUGGUCGAGUUUGAGAACCUAAAUUUGUUGCAACUUUUUCAGGUCAGGGGUUUUUGUAUGCGACCUUUAUAAAUAGCUAUAGAGAAAAAUAAGCAAAAAGUCGAUGCUGGUUUCUCAGUUGACUAGCUACAGAGUUAACGUUACACGUUUCGAGUUGCUAGCCACAGAUUCAGUUAAGAGCAAUAUAUCUUCAGGGUCACAGUGUCAAGCAUUAACGUUAGCUACAAUGUAUCACAUUAUGCCUGUAGGUCUGUAGGUCCCGCACUCUGCUUCACUUAUCCAAACUCAAGUAGCUAAACUACAGCACAGUUUGAGAGAUGGCGGCUCCCAGAAAGAUAGCGUUGUUUCGCCUGCCUUCCCUGCCCACCAUUGGGGAGGUAAUCAAGCUGUACAAACUGCGAGCAGAGAAACAGCUGUCCCAGAACGUUCUGCUGGACAUGAGGCUCACAGAUAAGAUUCUAUGCCAGGCAGGCAGUCUGAGGGACGCCCAUGUGUGUGAGGUGGGUCCAGGACCUGGAGGGCUGACCCACUCCAUCCUCAAUGCUGGGGCUGCAGACCUGUUGGUGGUGGAGAAGGACAACCGCUUCAUACACGGCCUAAACCUUUUGUCUGAAGCAGCACCAAGGAAACUCAGGGUUGUCCAUGGUGACAUACUCACGUCCAGAAUGGACCGAGGAUUCCCAAAAGUCAUAACCAAGGCAUGGGAGGAUGAUCUACCGGACCUGCAUAUCAUUGGGAACCUUCCCUUCAGUGUGCCCACUCCUCUCAUCAUCAAGUGGCUGGAGAACAUAUCCAACAGAAUUGGACACUUUGUUUACGGCCGGACCAGACUGACCCUUACCUUUCAGAAGGAGGUGGCAGAGAGGUUGACAGCCAGCACAGCCAGCAGGCAGAGGAGUCGUCUGUCCAUCAUGGCCCAGUACCUCUGUGCUGUCAAGAGCUUCUUCACCAUCCCAGGACGGGCCUUCAUCCCCAAACUUGAGAAUGCUAUUCCCGGAGACAGAGGCUGGAGCUGGCGGAGGUGAUGAUGCAUGAGGCAGACGUGGACCCCACCCUGCGCCCCACGGAGCUCUCCAUCCCUGACAGAGGACUGGCGGACACCUACAGCUGCCUCUGCUCUGAGAACCAGGGCCUCCUCACCUACGACUUCAGACUCAAACACAUUAACAGGCGAUCAGGCAGCAGCACUCAGCAGCCCCUGACAGAGAGAGGACAGAGGGGAAGGAGUGCCUAAUGGUCUCUGUUAGAGACGAGACAACGGACUGCUCUUAGCUCUAACCUUUCUACCAGGCACAUGCAUGCAUUUUUAAACACCAUUUCUCUGGUGUCCCGGAGGUGCUUGGUGAGACACAGGGAAUCUCUGGUGUCCCGGAGGUGCUUGGUGAGACACAGGGAAUCUCUGGUGUCCCGGAGGUGCUUGGUGAGACACAGGGAAUCUCUAACACACAGAUCAGACUAAAGCACAGGCAGUCCAGUUAUAAAGGAAGAAUAGUGUGUGAAAUGACCAGCAGGAGAGUUAAGUGGUGAGAAGAGUUUGUAAUGCUCAACCCAUCAUGUCCUGGUUCUUACUUCUGAUCCUGAUUUCCCCAUAUGACUUUGUCCUCUGGGAAAUGAGUCCGGAAACUUUUUCAGGACAAUUUGGAGAAUAAGAGAAUGUUGACGGUAUUCAGGCCAUGAGGACUGAGUGUUUUGUUAAAUAAAGUGCUGGCCAUCUGUUUUGAAAGUGAUGAUGGAACAAUG
Messenger RNA from Oncorhynchus mykiss (rainbow trout), 1790 nucleotides. RefSeq names its product dimethyladenosine transferase 1, mitochondrial. Gene Ontology annotation, biological process: transcription initiation at mitochondrial promoter; rRNA methylation. Gene Ontology annotation, molecular function: rRNA (adenine-N6,N6-)-dimethyltransferase activity; mitochondrial transcription factor activity. Gene Ontology annotation, cellular component: mitochondrial matrix. NCBI's taxonomy places the organism in Eukaryota, Metazoa, Chordata, Actinopteri, Salmoniformes, Salmonidae. The record is from RefSeq and is a predicted model, not a curated record.